Messenger RNA from Numida meleagris (helmeted guineafowl), 10907 nucleotides. It is a transcript of the gene PJA2, whose product is annotated as praja ring finger ubiquitin ligase 2. The transcript has 9 exons. Lineage: Eukaryota; Metazoa; Chordata; Aves; Galliformes; Numididae. The record is from RefSeq and is a predicted model, not a curated record. The coding region runs from base 6076 to 8139 and encodes 687 amino acids.
UGACAGAGUGUACAACCAUGUGAAUUGCUAAUUGCUUAUGUGUCACCGUAGAGGAAGAUAUCUAGAGAAUAUGCUGCCAGUAGUAUUAAUCAUAAAACAGCUUUUCAAAUUAGAUUAAUUUCAUGCAUGAUGUUUCACUACUAGACCCGUGCAGAGCAUUUUGGGUAGGUAGUGCAUGACUGGAAGCAGAAAGAACUUCGGUUGGCACAUACAUCUGUUCUUUGAUAUGUAUUUAGUUAUUAAAACGUGAUCUAAAAAUUUUUCAGUUGUUCAGAUGCUAAGUUCUCCUGUGGUUUUCUAGGUGUUGCUCUAACAUCUUCAGCAUGUUUCUCCUAGAUGCUGCAAGAAGAAAAAACCCCAGGGAAUAACUGAAUGAGUAUGAAAUGAUACUUGAUAACACAGAAAAGUGAAAUAUAGAAAAAUGAUUCUGAUCCUGAUGGUGGAUUGUGGAUGAUUGCUCACGAGAUUAGUGGUAAUCAGUUGCACCAAAAUGUCCUUCCCCAUCAGAUUAGUAUCAGAAGUUAGAUAAAUCUGAAAUGAUCAAGAGAUGUUUCUGUAACUCAAGUGAUGUUAAAACAUUUUCAAAUGACUAAACAAGCAUUCUAUUUCAAUUUCUCUAUAACUAAUACUGCAUUAUAAACAGGUGAAUGUCCGUGAUGUGUUUGAACAAGAUAUUUGUGACUUGACAAUAGCUUCAGAAAAGUUGUCCAGUAACAAUUCUAAGCAGUUCUUAGGGCCAGAAAUCAACAAGAUUGUUUUUGACCCCCUGAAAACUCACUCCUGCCUAACACGUCUGUAAUGUACCUCUAAGACUGGCAGAAGAGGCUUCGGGUAAAAGGUAGCUGUGUUUUAAAAGGAGAUGACAAGAAAAUCAAGCAUUUGUACCUCACCCAGUGAAACCAGUGUCAUGUCAUAGAACGCUUCAACUGUAAUCUUCUAGAAGUUUUUUUUUUAAAAAAAAAAGAGAAGAUGAUCAGUAGAAAAAUGGUGAUGUGUCAUCUGGGUUUUGUGAAAGCAAACAAGAAGUAGUUGUAAGUAACACUAUUGGUCCUAUCUUACUCUACCCACCAAGGACUGAAAAAAAAGUGAUGAUCUGCUUCUCACCCCAGCAUAGUUAAGAAUGAUGUGAAACCCAUUUCUGUGUUUGUGAUCCCAGCCCCUGGGAGAAGAGUACAUGCCUGAAAUUCAGGUGGGCUUAGAGCUGUGAGUGUGGGAGGUACCUUGGGAAGGCCUUAAGUCUGACUUUUCCCUUCCCAACCCUGCCUUCCAGAAGCUCUCACUUUUGGUACUGCUAUGCUGUUAGUCCUUGGCACCCCUGGCAGUCUUAAGUUGUAUGGAAUUGCUACAGAUAGAAACAUUUCCCUUAGAUCGUUUCCACGUGUUCUUUCUGAAUGUCAGGAAAGUCUUGCUGCCAUUUCAUCUUUUUUAAGUAUGGUGUUAAAAACUAUUUGCAGAAUACUAGAUCCAGUUUUGACAUUGUUCAGGAUAGAAGGCAUUAACUCUGCACAUCCUGUAGCCUUCACUCUACUACAACUCGAUAUGUUGCUGUUUGCUACAGUGCAGCAGAAGUAUUGACUCUGGCAAUGUGGGGACUUCUAUUACCUUGUGCUGUAUUUCACAUAGCUGCACACCAGCAAUUACUCCCAAUCUGGUAAUUUGCUCAGUUGUUUAUUUCUACCUGACAGGAAUUUCCUGCUCUUCUCUUCUUAAGAACUCUCUUUUUCUUCCCAGGUCUAUGAGAAUCCUUUCUCAUUCCAUGUCUAAACUUCCAAAUUUUAUCUUGAGGGCUGACUUCAGAUAUGUUCUAUCUGUCACCUGGAUCAAAUGCUUUUGUUACUCCUACAUCCAAGAAGGGGUGUUUGUGGAAAAAAAAAAUGUUUAAAGAUGUAAGAUUUUGCUGCUCCUCACAGGGAAAAAAGAAGCACUUUUGAGAAUGACUUUCAUUACUUUUGAUAGUAGGUAAGAGUUUGUUCAGUUUGGGGUUAUCUGGACUUUCAUCUUCUGUAACUGUCUCUAUUAGAGACAACAAUGCAAAAAUACAUCUUUGGGCAUGAUCUGAAUUCUAUCUUUUCUGAGAGUGUCUAGUACUUCCACCCUGGGAUUCUGCUGUCAUCUUGUGUUUGCUGUGUUUAUCAGCAACAAAGGAAGUGAUUGUUCUGACUUCUUAAAGUAUGUUGAGGUCAUCUGCACUGACAAAAGAAAAACCAAACCUAGUCUACUUAAACUAUGAAAGUUUUGGCAUUUUGCUUAGUACUGGCUUCUGUUUGUGACCUUUCAGUCAAAAGAAAUGCAUCCUUAUCUAGAAAGUUUGUAAUGGGAACUGAAGCUGAAAAAAGAAUGUGAAGUCAUAGGCAAAGGGGAAAGAGAGGACAGAUAAAGGGAGUGUUCUUUGAGUAGUUUUUAGUGCAAAAGAGAAAAGGAAUCAGACUACUAGUACUUGGUUUAUUUAAAAAUAAUAAAAAAAACUUGGAGAUUUUUUUAAAUGCAUGAGAGAAACUAGUACUUCAUGUCUUUAAAUGUGUACUGAACUAAAGACAGAGUGCAAAAAAUCAUGGUGUUGGGGAAGGCAGAAGAGUUGGGUGAGCUCAGCUGAGCGCUGCAGACCAGAGGUGAGCUGUGUUGGGAGAAUGUUUCAUGCUGGCUCUGGCUCCCCCUCCCCAUGCACCAGGCUCUGCACCUAUACAUGGAGCAGCCUUGAUAUUGCAGCAUGUUUUGGUAGCUGGUGCUGGCACAGCUUCAAGGCUUUCUCCAGCUCCCCCAGAACCAGCAGGCAGCAGGGAGCAAGAGGUGAGUAGGGGGCAUGGCUAGAGCAACUGGCCCACACCAUCCAGAGGGAUGUCCUGCAGCCUCUGAUAGCUGGCUCAGCAAUAAAAGUGGGACAGAGGGGGCUCUGGUUGUGAAAGCAUGUUGUCCUUCCCAAAUCUGCAUCUGUCGAGGCUCUGUAUCCUGGGAUGUGGGUGAAUAUUGCUUUCUGAUGAGAAGUAGAGAAUUAUUAUUUUAUACUUUUGCUUCUACACAGUCUUUGAUAUUUUACUUUUCCUUUAACUAAGCAACUCCUUAUCUUAACUUCGAGCUCUUUUUUUCUUUAUAUUUUCUCCCCCUGCCCCAGGAAGGGAGGUAAAGAGAGAUGUGUUGGAGCCCAGCAGCCUUUCAGUUAAAGCACAGAUCACAUCACUGUAAGGGCUGCUGCCAAAGUCAGGCUUCUUGUUUUUCCAAGCUGUAAUGCUCUUUUCUAAGGGAGGUUGAGCCUUGUUCUUAAUUGGUUAGGGCAUACAAUACAUAUGCUGUCCUUAUCUUUAAAAGCUCUUAGUGCUUCAGUUGCUUAAUCUUUUCUGUCUCUUGAGUUGAGUUUUAAUGUAGAAUUUCUGCUGAAGCUAUUCCUCAGGAUAAAAAUUGGAAAAGUAGUUAUUAUGGUAAGCCAGUGCUGGCAGUUGGCAAGGCAGAUUUGCAUGUCCUACCAAAAUCAGGGCGAAGUCAAGGUAGAGGAAAGUUAUUCAAACUAUUUCUAGUCCUCGCCUAAAAUCUGAGCGAGGCAGUGCAGAUAAACUCAACACCAUGUUGAAUAUGAACUAGUACUGGUUAAAUGUUAGGAGGAUGGUGAAACAUCUGCUGGAUGGACAUGUGGAGGAAGAAAACUUUUUUUUUUUUGCUAGUAGUUAUUUGUUUUUUAAUAUAUUUUUAUUAUAUGUUUUACAUAUAUUUAUUACCUUUUUUUAGGAAAUUCCAAGGGAUGUCUACUGUGUUACCAUAGUCUAACACUUGAGCAUUUGUAUGAUAUUGUGCUAUCUAACACUAAUUGUAUUUACUGGUAACAAAAAUAGGAACAUAAAACCUCCCUCAAAUUCAUGUUCUUCUGUUGAAAUCAAAAGUUUUUUUUCUCAAAUCACAUUUUAGAAUUUCUAUCCUUCGAAUUUUUGUUUUGUGCUUAAAGGCAAAUGGUUAGUCAUGUGCUUCAUCCAUUACCACCAAACUUCAGACAGGGUAACAAAGCAGUACACUGAUGUUCUAUCUCUGAUAGGUGGCAUGUUUUUGGAGGCCUCUUCUUCCUUCUGUCUUUUCCUUUGUCUUCCCAAAAAACAAUCUCGUACUGCUCUUCCAAAAAACAGCCGUGGUUUCCAGUUGCUGCUAUUGCAAGGAGAGGAACAAGCACUGUCUGGCCCUAAUCUCUCUGCCCUUCUCCUGCUGGAGUGAGAAGGCUGUGCAAAAAGCCUUCCUCUGGGCAGGAUGUGUGCAUGAGGACAGCACAGAGCAGCGAUGGAGUAAUACCUCUUCAGAGAAAUACCUCUGAAGUGUCAGAACCUGAUUCUGGUACUGUGUAUUCUUAGGGUCGUAUAAUCACUUGAUGAUAUUAUUUUACUGUUACUGGCAUUCAUUCUAUCAAAAUUGAUAGGGGUUAGACUGGUAGCACAGUGGAUAUCAACAUGCUGGCGUCAAGUGUGCGUAAAUACUUUCAAGAGUUUAAUUUGAAGUGACAUAAUAAAUAACUGUGAAGAGUCCAGCAGUGUUCUUGGAGUUCACAGCGUGUAAAUCUGAUGUAGUUAAUGUUUUUCUUCACUCUCUAAGUGGUGUUAAAUGCAGAAUUACUUUGCCAUUAAAGUGGACGAGGUGACAAUAACCAUCUUUUUUUUCCUCACAAAGAUGUUCAAGUAUCUUUAAUUGCCUUUACUGUGUUUCUGAAGUUAGGCCCACAGUGGGAAAAAGUAUGUGGUUAUGUUUGCAAAAGGGAUUCUUUGCGCUACUGAGAUUCCAGAGACCUAAAUUGGUCAGUCUGUUUGAAGAUACAACCAGCUGAUGUUCCAGUCAUGAACAAAAUAAUCAGUUUAUGUAAUUCAAGAGGUAAACAAAAAAAAUUUAUUUUAAUUUAGUGUGAAUUCAGUAGAAAGACUGACGGCUUAUUGAACGGGGACUGCAGGCUAGUUUCAGCCGCAGGCAAAGAUAAGGAGCUGUGCAAGUAAAAACAUUGACUUAGUGGAAUUCCUCUGCUCGAAAGAGUGCAAAAUGACCUGGAAGGUUAAUGAAAAGACAGUAACUAAUGCCUGAAAAAUAAAUCCCUAAAGCAUAUUCCAUUUGUUAACAUCAGCUCAACUACGUGUAUAUUGCUUAUGGAAAUAACACUGUUCUGUUCUCAAAUAUCCUAAUGAGCAGUAUAAAGUCACUGCUAAACCAAAGACUUUGAAGAAGGAACUUUUGGAUUAGCUAAUCAGAUUGUUUAGUGAAAUAUUUAGUUUUUAUUUCUGGUAUGGUUUUCCAAGGUGUAGAUAAAUCCCAAUCAAAGAAGCGAAAUUCUCUCUGAACGUUGUUAUGAAAAUAAAUGUGCUAGUUUUUUUUUUUUUUUUAAUUUGGAGUUUGUGAGCAUAAUAAGGUAUUUCAAGAAUUUCAGUGCUAACCUGGUUGUAGUGGGAGGAGAGGUGGGAAUUGCUACUAUAGCAUGUUGUUUUAAAUUAUUUACAUUUUUGUCAUUUUUAUUCUGUGACUUCCUUCUGUGAAUGGAAAUGAAGAAAUCUCUCUUGUCCAGAGUGCUGCUGCUUGUCAAAAUGAAAGUUCUUUUGUUGUUGUUGUUGUUUAAAUCCAAGUUGAAUAACUGGAAUCUCCAUCUAGGUAAUUUUGGAUGUAGAAGUAAGCCUAAGUUCAGGGGCAUAUGGCUAAUAGCUUUUGGAAUAAAAUGGCUUACCUGGGCUAACAGCUUUCAGAAAUAACUGCUAAGGAAAAGGUCCUUAUUCUGCCUUUUCAAGGUAAAGCUAGCUAAUGCUAGAGUUUGAUUUUAGAUUUUUAUUAAGUAGCUGAAAACAAGCUUUUUUUCCUCACAGCUUUUUAUUUGCAGAUAAUAUAGUUGAAUAAAUGUGUUGUGAAGCGAAGGAUGGGGGGAUGGUUAGCAGCUUUGGCAGUUUUACUAUUAAAUGCUGUGAAUCGAUAAAGAAGCAUAACAUUGGUUUUUUUUCCUGCUCAACAUAAAUUUAGUUCCAGAUCUUCAAGGAGACGUGUUCUAUUUCGUCCUGGUCAAUUGUAGUGGUCACUUCUGGGAGUUGUCAGAGCAACAAAUAUUUCAUGACAAAUUCCCCAUAAUCUCAUGCAGGAAUGGGUCAAGAAGCUGGCAAACCUGCAUGGCCAAAAUCAACAGGAGGAUAUCAGACUAUUACUGGUAGAAGAUAUGGAAGAAGGCAUGCUUAUGUCAGUUUCAGACCAUCUUUGAAUAGCCAAGAUGGAAAUCAACGCCAACACAAUGGAGAACAUGGAGGAUUAGAAUUGGGUGAUGUUCAGGAGCAGAUUUCUUUAUGUUCUGGACCAUUGGUUCAAGUUUCUCCAGGUUUAUUGGAUGAGCCUCUGUUAGAAAAUAUUGGAACUGGAGAACCCAUUUCCCAAGCUGUGUUCAGACAAACUUCUGAGGCAAACCCUUCACCAUUUUCUUAUGGUGUAGAAGGCAGCCAAAUCUCAGGGAACAUUGUGAGCCCUGAUAAAAGUUCAGAGGACCUUGCAAAAUAUGCUUCUGGAGAGUGUGAUGAUUUGAAUGGUUGCAAUGGAAUUGCUUUUGUAAACAUUGACUCUUAUGAGCCAGAUAGCAGUGAUGGAGAAGAUGAUUGUCAAGACCAACUUUGCUUGGUGAGAGAUGAAGCAGGUGUACUUCAGGAAACACUGGAUAACAUAGUUACUGAGUUAGAAAAAGAUGUGGAAUCUCUUACACAUUUACGGUCCCAAUUAUCUACUCUUAAUGGCAGAGUUUCUAGUGAAUGUUGUGAGGAAACAGGACCAGUGCCUUUAACGAGAUAUUUUAGCACAGAUUCAGACUUGACCUAUCCAAAUAACGGGACAUAUAAAAAAUCUACUGAAGAUCAAGCCAUUCUGAAAAGUAAGCUGAGUGGUGCCAGCCAUGAAACACUACAGGUAAACACGGUGAAUAUUGAAAACAGGACCUGUGUAACAACUUGUAAUGAAUUAAAUAUCAAUGAUGGGGAGACUGAACAAGGAAAUUCACCUGAACUAAUAGUGAGACCUAAAAUGAGAAAAUUUAACCCCACAAGCCAUUUGGACAGAGAGAAGCUUCCAAGUAAUAAUGAAGAAGAAAGCAAAUCUGGGAGGGAAGGUGAAAUUGCUGAAAUCCAGCAAGGCUGUGCUGAGUUUCCCUUCAGAAAUGACAAAGAAAAAUUGAGCUCCAGUACGUUCUUUGGUUCCAAGUGGUACAAUGGUCCUCAAAGCAACACAGAAGUAGACCUAAGGAGCGAUACAUCAACUCAACAACAAAAAGAUAUGCUAGAUGAUAGCAGUUUCUGGGAUGAGUUUGAAGAAUGCAGCAGACACCUAUCAGUGUCCCACAGAGAUGAAGACAGCUCAGAAUGUAGUGAUGGAGAAUGGCCUGCAACUGGGCCAAUCUAUUUUGCUGCUGCAGAGAAAGACCAGUCCUCAAGCGAUGAGAGCUGGGAGACUGUCCCAGGCAAGGAGGAACACGAACCAGAAGUGCUGAGCAGCAGCAGUGGUGUAGAAGUGAACGCAGACCCUUGUUUCCAAGGAGGGGUGCAAACGUUUUUGGAGGAAGGAGAAAUUCCUUGGUUACAGUAUCAUGAAGAAAUAGAAAGUAGCAGUGAUGAGGAAAACGAUCCAGCUAGUGGUUUUGUGCAUCCUGGAUUUUUUAUGUUGGAUGGAAACAACAACCUUGAGGAUGACUCCAGUAUGAGUGAGGACCUCGAUGUGGAGUGGAGGCUGCUGGAUGAGUUUGACGGACUGGGAGUUGCUCAAGUCAUUUCAUAUGUGGAUCCUCAGUUUUUCACUUAUAUGGCACUAGAGGAGCGCUUAGCACAAGCUAUGGAGAAUGCUCUGGCACAUUUGGAGUCUCUUGCAGUUGAUGUUGAACAGGCUCAUCCACCGGCUACUAAGGAAAGCAUAGAUUGUCUGCCACAGAUUAUCGUCACAGAUGACCAUGAUGGUCAAGAACAGUGCUGCACUAUAUGUUGCAGUGAAUAUGUAAAAGAUGAAGUCAUAACAGAGCUACCCUGCCAUCAUUUGUUUCACAAGCCUUGUGUCACCCUUUGGUUAGAGAAGUCAGGAACCUGUCCUGUUUGUCGCCAUGUGCUUGCUCCCAUGCUUCCUGAAGCAGCUGCUGCCACUGCUUCCUUUCUACCUGAUGAUGAUUCCUCAUCUUCUGUUUAGAAUGUUACAGGAGCUCCCAAGCAGGGUCUGAAAUAAACAUUCUAUUGCCAAAAUAAAUGUUAAUUGUGUUUAAUUUCAAUGUGAUAAAGUUAUACAUAAAAUACUUUGUAUACUAUAUAUUUCAGUUUCAAAAGAAGAUGGAACAAUUUUUCAACUGUUUAGGUUUACAAUAGUUUCUAGCUUUCAAUUUGAAAAUUUACAAAUGUGCACCCUUUUUUCAGUUUUCAGAGUAAUAUUGCUGGUAACUAUAAUGUCUAAAGCUUGUAUUAUGAUAAAUUUGUCUAAAAAGAUAAUAUGGCACUUUGUGUUUGCAUUCCUACAACUGCAGUGCAGUUGCAGCUUACUGAAGUUAUGCUUACAGUCUGUCUUACAUAACUGAACUAUUUGCCAAUGAGUAACUGUAAUUUAUCUUUCAUUUACAUCAGAUAUAAGGACAUUUUGUGAUGACAGCAGUACAAUUUGCUUUCACUGGAAAUGCAACGGAACAAUAUCUCAGUUUUAUUCCAUAUUAAAUUUUUUCCUGGUAUCAGAAAUGCUGUUAAAUUGCUGUUGUCUGGGCUUUUUUUUACAAAUACUGUUACCAAUUUUAAGUCUAAGUCCUGAAUGAGUGUAUGAACUUUGGAACUUCAACAUUUGAUAUUUCCGAGUUUCUGUUCAGUAACAUCUGGGCAGCUGGUUCUUUUGAGUUCUGUUUAAAUACCAUCCUACUAAAUAGACCUCCUUUACUUUCUUCUCCUUGCAUGUUCAUUCUCUCUCUUCUAGAUAUAUUUAUUUUUAUAUAUAUGUUGGGGUGGAAUUGCUUUCCUAACGCAAAUAUAAUUAAAAUAUUUUUGUCUCUUGGAGUCUUGAAGUCUGAACAAGGUAGUAACAACCUUGUGCACUUAGUUGAAAAAUACAUUUGAAUACAUGGGUGUUAGGAUAACUACUGUUAUUUCAGAAAUUUAAGAAUGAAUGUUUCUGGUGUUUGCACUUGUUGCAGUGGAUUAUGCUACACAUAGUAUUUUAAAGGAGAAAAGACUGUAAUUUCUAUAAUGUAUUUCUCUAAUUAAUACUCCAUGUCCAUUAAAGUUUUUUUGUGUACUGAAGUUAGUGUUAGAGCACAGAAAGUUAAGAUUUGCAUGUGCGUAUCUGUACUAAUGGUUGUGCAGUCCUGCACUGUUGGACCAUGGGGAUAAUAUGCAAGGAACCAAAUCCAAGCGCUCUUAAAAUUACUUUCUUCCAGUAAUUACUAGUUAAGGUCAUGGAAAGGAAGAGUGAUUAUUGAAAAAAUAAGAUUAUAGUAGCACUCAGCUACUUGGUUAUGGUUGUUGCUGCCAUAAUAGUGUCGUUCUUUACAAAUAUUAAUAUAUUCUUUGAAUAGCAGUAUAAGAUAGUAAUGCUUGUUUUUGAGGGACAUACCAAAUAGUGUAAGUUACUUUACCAUGUACUUUGUGGACAGGGGCAGAACAAGGAAUUGCUGGCUGUUGCCAUAGAUCUAUUCCUGAGGUUUUAGAUUAUGCAGUACUAAACAUGGGGUACAGGGAAGUAAAAACAAUAGGGUGUUGGUGAAAAGUGGUGAAAGUGUGGUUAGCACAGCUCCUUACAAGCUUAUUUUUCUGCAGUAAAGUUCAUCAAAGCUGACAUCAGCAGGAUUUUGAAAAAUGUGACGUGGAACGUACACUACAGGUAUACUCACUAGGACAAUUCGUGGUAAUCCAAGAAGCACUAUAAUUUUCCAAAUAUCAAUUAUAAAUCAGUGCUGGGGAGAGUGCCCAUUGAUUGCUCCUGUCAUGGCAAAUGCUACGAUAGCCUGUCUUAUGUUUCUAUCUAGAACUGCACAGUAUGAUGUCCCUCAUUUAAUCCCUUAAGAACAGUGUUUUAUAAAGAGGAUUACUUUAGAUUCUGGGGCAAGAUUUGGAAGCACUCUUGCUUGUAGCUUUUGAUUCCAUACUUAACAAGCAGUGUCAAGAGCUAAGACAGAAGCAGCUGUUGGGCUUUUUUCUUCCUUAUAUGUUACUGGCCUCAGUUCUGCUUACUAUUUCUAAACAACUAAUGAACAGCUGUCUAAGAAGAGUGCUAAAGCUUUCUUUCUUUUUCCCCUUUACCUUGAAUGUUGGUGGGUUAUCCAUAGAUCUUUCUUGGUGCCUCAGCUGAGGAAAUAGCAAAUGAAAGACCUUGAACAAGGUGUCUGCAAAAGUAUACUCCAGGUCAUACUCAGAAGAGUACCAGAAUUGUUCAGCAACACCUCAGAAGAAUCAAAUGAUAAGAUUAUUUGGAUCAUGCUCAAAUCCUAGUUGUGAUCUAGUUUUUUUGGUACAUAAAAUUGCAUCAGAUUGCUGUGCAGAUUCAGUGAUAAAAUCAGUUCAAGUAGGCCUGGUCCUUGAAAACACCUUGCAAAAUGUAAUGUUUUCCUAGAGCAACAAAAAUUAAAGAACAAAAAUUUGCUCAAGGGGAAUAUUCUGGGCAUUCUCUAGUAAAAACUUCUAACUACAACAAGAAAAUCUUUUUCCCGCAUUGGCUAAAAACAAGUAUUCAACAAAAAGGAAGAGGAAAAUGUGGAAAAAUAAGCCUGCUACAACUGAGGGUUUGUAUCAUCUCUUCGUGUACUAGUAAACUGGAUGUGUAAAAAAUCUAAAGGAGAUCAUAAAAGGGGAUAGACGAAUUACUUACUCUGAGUAAUGCUUAAGUAAUGUAGAAGUCAUUGUGAAAAAUGUGUUUCUGGUAAACUACAUAAUGUAAAAUGAAUGCUUUUUAAUAUGUAAUAAAACAUUUUUGUUGUGAAGUUAAAA